This is a messenger RNA of Mustela erminea (ermine), 1267 nucleotides long. It is a transcript of the gene CITED4, whose product is annotated as Cbp/p300 interacting transactivator with Glu/Asp rich carboxy-terminal domain 4. Lineage: Eukaryota; Metazoa; Chordata; Mammalia; Carnivora; Mustelidae. The transcript is spliced from 2 exons. Gene Ontology annotation, biological process: regulation of DNA-templated transcription. The record is from RefSeq and is a predicted model, not a curated record. Gene Ontology annotation, cellular component: nucleus. The coding region runs from base 161 to 721 and encodes 186 amino acids.
UAAGAAGGUGCUGUAGCCGGGGGCGCGGCGCGGAGGUCGGAGUACCGAGCGCUGGUGUGCGGUGUCCUAGCUGCCGGUAGCUGCAACCCCGAGGCGCACGGGAGCUCUGAGUUCGGGGCGCCCUGGGUUGAGCAGUACCACGAGCAUCCGGCCCGUCGUCAUGGCCGACCACCUGAUGCUCGCCGAGGGCUACCGCCUGGUGCAGAGACCGCCGCCGGCCGCGCCCUCCCACGGCCCCCACGCGCUCCGGACGCUGCAGCCGUACGCGGGCCCGGGCCUGGACAGCGGCUUGCGGCCGCGAGGGACUCCGCUGGGGCCGCCGCCGCCGCCGCCGCCCCCACCCGGGGCCCUGGCGUACGGGGCCUUCGGGCCGCCGCCCGCCUUCCAGCCCUUUCCGGCCGUGCCACCGCCGGCCGGCGGCGGCGCGCACUUGCAGCCGGUGGCGACGCUGUACCCGGGCCGCGCGGCCGCGCCCCCAGGCGUCCCGGGAGGGCCCCCGUGCCUGCAGCCGGCGCCCGGCGCCCCGGCCCCACCGCCGCCCGCGCACGCCCUGGGCUGCAUGGACGCCGAACUCAUCGACGAGGAGGCGCUGACGUCGCUGGAGCUCGAGCUCGGGCUGCACCGCGUGCGCGAGCUGCCCGAGCUCUUCCUGGGCCAGAGCGAGUUCGACUGCUUCUCGGACUUGGGGUCGGCGCCACCCGCCGGCUCGGUGAGCUGCUGAGUGCGGCCGGGCGCCUGCCUGGCGUACCCGAGAGGAGAAGGGGGUCUGACAGCCCGCCGGAGUCCGCCCCCAAGCGCCCGGGCCCCGCGCGCACCCUCCGUGAGGGUGGAGGCAGCGGGUUGGCGCUCCGAGCCCGACGCCGGCUUGGGACUCCUGGCCUCAGUCCAGGCUCGGCGUCCUGCAGGAUGACAGUUCAGCUCCACCUCUCUGACCCGGAGCCUCAGCGGUAAAGUGAAGGGUACUGGACCCCCUUUCCGACUCCCGGUUCUUGGACUCUCUGUCCUCUCGGAUUCUCCCCUACCCUGCCCCCCAAUCUGAGCCAUUGCAGGCUGCUGCCUGAUCCCCCUUCUCUCCUUGUGCAACCCGCUGCGGUCACUGGGCCCCUGGAACCGCCCAUCCACGAGGCCUCCACCCCGCCGCCUGGGCCCCCAGGUCGCUGGGCCCCCCGCCUUGGGGAGGGGAAACUUGUACAGCCCUAAUCCCUGUACAGUGGAGCAAGGCCCCAUCUGGCCUCCAAAAACCAAAAUAAAACUGGGUCACUUUACA